This is a messenger RNA of Neospora caninum, 6645 nucleotides long. RefSeq lists its product as hypothetical. The transcript has 8 exons. Lineage: Eukaryota; Apicomplexa; Conoidasida; Eucoccidiorida; Sarcocystidae. The record is from RefSeq and is a predicted model, not a curated record. Bases 1 to 6645 code for a protein of 2214 amino acids.
AUGGCAACCGCUUUUUGCUCCUCUGGACCGUCGGGUCCGUUCUACCUGCACUCCAAAUCCGAGUGCGGUUCCAGCACUGAAGAGCGAGACGAGAGCAUGACACGCCAUGGCGCGUCGUUUUCCAGCGGUCUCCCGGAGGCAUAUCGACUGGGAGCGCGAUGCGCACCAACUGGACGGUCUUUCGACUCCACGCUCCGGCGUGGGCCGCCUGGCCAGCCUCCAGGUCCACUCCGUCCUUCCACGCCUACACGGAGAGCGCAUUUGCGUCAAACCUCUCGGCUUGGUUCUACCCAGGGGGGAAAUCCGUCCAUGUUCUAUGCGUCGCCUGGUCCUUGGGAGUUCUCCUCCAGUUUCAAUAAUGCGAUUUCGAUGGCGACGCCCUUUCACCGGCAAUUCUCGUCGUCCUCUGCGCUCGGCUACUCGGCAGGCGAGGCCUCGACAGCCUUCGGGACUGUGCCGCCAGUCUUGGGACUCCCACGCCUCGCGUACGAAAGUGAAGUUGCGCUCAUUCACUUUGCUGUCUACCUCAUCUGCGCAGUAGGCUGCGUGUGCGUCUACUACAACCUCGUAGUCCUAGAGGCCUACGUCUUGGCGCUCUUCUGGGCGGUUGUUUUCUCCAUCCCGCUGCGCACAGCGAUGAACGUUCUCAAGCGGCUCAUUCUGCUGAGCGCUGAGCGGAGUAUCGAAGCCGUCGCCGCUGCAAAACUGGCUGCCGCGACUGCAGGCGGCUCAGAACAGAGGCCGGGCGCUUCCUCCUCCUCUCUUCCUUCAGUGAAUGCGAAAUCUAUUUUCCGGCGGUCCCCACCGCGCCUGGCUUCUUCCGCCUCAUCAGCGCUCACGGGCGAGUUCCACACGGGGACACCCCCACCGGAGGGGACGGGCGGUUUCGUCGCUCCUGAAGUGUACAGACACCGCAGCACUUCCGAGUCCAUCGUCACGCGCCUUGUGUCGCGGGUGAUGCCUUCUGUGGCGCCCACCGCAGCAGCAGCAGAGAGUCUGCUGGCUCAGGAAAACAUCGUGAUUGCAGAGAAGCUCGAGAGUGUUGGGAACACUCUUCAAGAAGUCCUGGAGGAAUCACGCGACGACUCGGGAACCGCGGACACUUCAGGUUUGGACGCCGCCAAGCUCCCUGGACUGCCGACGUCUUCUGAGCAUCUCCAGAGCCAGCCAGGGGCUGCCUCGGAUGCCGAAAUUCGAACCCCGCAAGGCCGAGGUGAAACGGAGCACUCUUGCGAAGCCAGGGAGGCGCCGGGGAGGCGUCGGGGAGCAUCGCCGGCGUCCGUUCGAGGCCGGCCUGGUGAAGCGUCUUCGCCGAGUUUUCUCCCGUCGAGCGAGCGCGGAGGAGUCAAAGCUGCUGCGUCUCCUGAGUCUGGUGCCGCAUCCGGAGUGGACUGGAAGCCUGGACCGUUUGACCAUGCACAACGCGGUAGCGAGGAAAAAGGCUCGCCAGGACUAAAGAAGAACCUCAGAGAAGAUCGGCCGCGCCUGUCGAGUGCACUGGCAGCGGCGAACCGCCCUCGAGAGGGCGUCGCUCCCCACCGCAAUCUGGACCUCGACAGACGCCUCCGCGGAGGAGCGGCCGGGGCCGGAGGAGUGCGAACGCCGUCUGGACGCUACGCCUCCAGGAAACAUGCCGGGCGGGCGAGGUUGUCGCCCGUCCGGAAGGUGGGCUGUCGCGAUCCAGGCUCUUCUCGCGACGGAAGACCGGGAGCGGCUCACGAUUCCGCGCUGGGAUCGACCGGCCUGGCCGCCGCCCAGACGGGAGCAGAUCCAACCUGCACGUCCUUCGUCAGGCAGCCGUCCUGGUCACUCCUCGGGGACGUGGUGCUGUCUUCGUCUUUGGUGCGGCUUCCGGCGCGGUUUCUGCUCUUCAUGCUCGAACCGCUCCUCUCGCUGGUCUCUCCUUCGCCGCCCGGCGAGGCCUCUGCGCGACAUGCGUCCCGCCCCUGGUUCGCGCUCCUGUACCGAAGCUGCUUGCUCCUGGUCGUGUAUCGAGUCGUCUCGUCGUGCACGCGGUAUUCCGUCUCCACAGUGCUCCUCUCAGCAGCCGGCGUCGGGCUCCUGUCCCUCCUUGUCCGGUUCGUUUUGAUUAUCGCCGGCAAGGAAGAGGCGGCCAACAAGAGCUUGAAGUGGUUGUCUCCGCCGUCGCUGCUGACGCCUCUGUGUCGGCUCCUGGGGUUGCUCCACGGCUCGAUGCAGAGUUCCCUGAACCCCAUUCUGGCCAUCAUCGUCAUGUUAACUUCGGUCUUUAUCGUCUCGCUCAUCGUCGCCUUUUUCUGUUUCCAGUUCUACAACGAGAUCACGCUUUUGUGGGACGCGUUCCAGCGCACCAUCGACACGUACAUUCUGCGCUCGUCGACGAUGCAGCAAGCGCUGCAGACGAUCCACAGCUUCGCAGGCGCCUCGGAGGCUGAACAGGGCUCCUCGCGGACCAACACGACGGCGCCUGCCUCGUCUUCGCUCUCUGCUUCGCAAAUUCUCUUCAACCUCAUCGCCAAGGCGGCAAACGCCGCGACUGCCAAUUCGGACCAGAGCGCGACGAGGUCGGCCGACGGCCCGGACGGCCCCUUGGCGGGUUCCGAGGCGGCCGCUGCGCCCCGCGCGCCGGCGAAGGCUCCGGGAGCGAUGGAGAGCAUCGGCGCAACUAUCGCGGCGGCGAUUGCCGCCGGAACGCGCCGGGGCGCCGACGGCCGCGCGGCCGACGGGUCCGCUGCGUCGCAUCUGAAGCAGCUUUUAGGCGCGAGCAUUGGACGCUACUCCGACCUGUGGCUGUCCAUUCGCCACUUUGCAGCUGCAAACGCUGGAGCUCCCGUGGCCAAAGUGUCGGUGACGGCCCCUGGAGGCAGUCCCGGCCCCGCGCUCGGGUUCAGUCGCGGAACGAGUGCGCCGGGAGGCUUGGCCUGGAAGGACGGCGGCGACAGCAUCCCCGUCGUGAUUGUUCGUCAGCCCGGCCCGCAGGCGCGCCUCCCUGGGGCCGAGGCCGUCUUCUCUCCCGGGGAGGACACCACGGAUUCUCCGCCGCCUGUGCUCACUGAGGGCGGAUUUCGCCGCUGCGACGACACGCGCGUCGCGCGCAGAGGCGUAGCUGCAACGACGCAGGCGCCGUCCGAGACACCCUUCUCCGGCCCAGGCAGCCGCGACCGGCCGGGGUCGGUGGUGUGGCCUUUCUCGUGGUUUUUCCGGUGGACAGAGGCGGGGGAGCGGAGGGAGCGCGGCGCCGUCAUUCGGGCUGGGUUGCUCCACUUUGUGGACGAGGGGAAGCGCGAAGCGCGGGACACGCUGAACGUCUCGCUCGAGGCGCCCGACCCGAGCGGCGACGCGGGCGCCUUCUCACAAACGCGCGGGAAGCCCGACAGGUGUCCGGCAGACGGGAGCCUCGCCUUUCGGUUCCCAGAGACUGCGUUCGGCGCCCCGCCCGACAGCUGCGUUCGGGAGAAGGCCAAGGAGGCGGAUUUGUUUGACUCGGCUCCAGGCGGCGACCUCGCGGGCGCGUGCUCCGGGACCGGGUCGCAGGCCGGCGUGGACGCAGGGCAAGACUGGCCCCGGGCGCCGGGAACUUUCGACAGCCCCGCGGGAGACGACUUCGCUCUGUCUCGCGGGCGCGGCCCCGCCUUGGCGGAAAAGACGGCCGAGCUGUCGGGAGGACGCGGCGGCGGACAAACAGAGGUUGGGGAAUGGCUCUCAGACGGGACUCCGGUUUACGCGCGGGCGGCGCAAGACGACGUCGCACGGUGGCACGGCGCGGGCGCCCGAGAGGAUCCCAGUCGCGAGGGGCUUCACGGAGACGUGUGGAAACGGUGGGAGAACACGGCGGAAUUGAUCGGCCAGCUGCGACGCGGAAACCUCUCGGGCGCUGCAGGGAAAGCGAAGGAAGCCGUCGUCUUCUUCAGCGCGCUGUACUACCUUCUGUGCAGCAGCCGCAGCUGUCUGGAGUAUCUGGAAGAGCUCCUCUGCAUCGUGGAUCCGAGCUGCAUCGUCUCCCACUCCAUCAACCGCGGCCUCCGGGCGAUUCUCUACUCCUCCUUCAAGCGUUUCUGGUUCUACAGCUUGUUCACGUGGUUCGUCUACGAAAGCGCAGGCAUGCCGGUGGUGUACGUCCCCACUGCAGUUUCGGGUCUCCUGGCGCUUCUUCCGCUGCUCCCGCCCGAAAGUGUGUCCGUGAUUCCCUGUCUCGUCCUGUGGUGGGGCCGCGGCGAAGAGGCUGUCCUCGACGCACAGACUCUGGCUGCUGCUGCCUCGCCGGGGCGAAGGGAGGAGACGUCCGCCGGCUUCUCGGGAACGGCUGCAGGCGCUUGGUGGGCCGUGCUCAGUGUGGCAGCCGGAUCUCAGCGGAAACUCGGCGCGGUCACCCUUUUGGCUGCAAAUGCGGUUGUUUGGUGGAACGUGACGACUGCGAUCUACCGGGAAAUUCCAGACAGCAACCCAUGGCUGGUCGGCCUCUCGGUGGCUCUCGGCCUCUCGACGUUUGGCAUGAAGGGAAUUAUCAUUGGCCCCGUCUUGGCGACUAUCCCUUUGAUUGUUUUGACCGCCGCCGCCAAGUUCAGCGAGCGGCGAACGCGCGAGCACCAACUCGCGGCGAUGGUUGCGCAACAGACUGCGGCCUCGCCGCUCGCUUCUCCUCGAGGCGGCCGCUCUCGCUUUGCGCCCGAAAUGGGUGCAUCCCCUGCUCGUCGACGCGCUGCGAAACGGCGCCGUCCGCGACCUCAGCCGGGCGCCUUCGCGUCGGCGUCGGAACCUUCCGCGGCGGAUCGCCUCUGGCCCGGCAGCCGUCCGGACCCGCUGUCUCCAACUGGAGACGCCGACGGGCUGAACGCGCCGGAGAGUCCCUUGCACGCCGACGACCUGAACUCGUGGUCUGAAAGCGGGCGCACGUCCUCGGUCUCGAGCUGGGAGAACGGAGGCGACGCCGUGGCGGGCAUCAAAGAGGUCAUCUCGGGGCCUCCAGCCUCGCCGGCUGCGGCUGCCGCCGCCGUGGAACUCGCCGACGCAGCGCACGCGGCGGCUGUGGCCAAAGUCGCCACGCUCGUCGGAGACGCAGGCGGCGUGGUCACGAGUCCUCCGGUCGCGGAAGUUGCGCGCAAGCUCACCGGGCGCGCCACGUCGACGGGAGUUCUACAGCCACAUACCUGCGAGGCGCCGCAGCUGGCCGGAGCCGGCCUCGUGGACCCGCGGACGCCAGGCGCGCGGGCGGGUGCGGACGCUGGCGCCCCUCCGGGGCGACUCUCUGCGCCGUGGAAGGCAGAAAGCCUCGGCGCGCCGCCUUUGGCCACGGAAGGCUUCGUCGUUCCCCUGUCGUACGCAGCCGCUGCGUCGGUCUCUCCGGUGGGGAUGGCUCUGCACACGGCGCCGAGCGGAGAGACAAACAGCAGUUUGCCCUUGAGCGACGCCAGCGACCGCACGGAGCCAUGGUGGAGUCUGCCGGGCGGAGCCCCGGGGUUCUUCGCGCCCGAAGGCCUUGGGGGCCGAGCGUCGGCAGGCGUUCCGAGUCGGUCGAGUGCGCGGGCUUCGAGACUCGGCGCAGUCGAUCGGCGGCAUCGAGAUCCGCGCGUUUUCUGGCCGCUUCGGAAGCCGUCGAAGCGGAGUCGCGCGGUGAGCAGCGCGAUGCGCAUGUGGCCGAGCCACUCGUUUCGCGGGCGCAUGCCGCCGGUGCAUCCAACUCGAAGACACGGUCCCUCCGGCCGAGAUUCCGGCCGUUUCCGCGCGGGAGAAAUGAUUCCCUGGGAGGGCGCGCCUCGCGCAGGUGCGCUGUCCACGGAUCUGUCCCUGCCGGCGCUGUUUGCCGAGUGCGGACUCGGGCGCGCCGUCGAGGGCGUGCAUGCCUCCCGAGUUCUUCCGGGACGAGCGUCUUCGGGCCCCGUCCCCCCGCUGUUCCAGCGCAUGGCUUCUGCGUGGACUGGAGACGGACCUGCGCGCUGCGCUGGAGAGCUCGCGGCCCGCGACUCGGGGCGGCGGAGUUCGCUUGCAUGCAGCAACCGCAGCGCGCCGCAGCUCAAGGGGCUGUUGGGAGGUGCGGACGACGUCGACUCUGCGGCGGAGAUGACGCGGCGCAGUGCCAGCAAGCCCGAACAAGGACCCGAGCGAGGAAGUGGAGACGCAGAGAAGGCGCGCUCGUCUUCCAUGUUGGCGGCUGCCGUGCUCAAGACGGCGCAGAAACUCGAGUGGCUGCUCGACCGGUCGAGUGGGGCGCCUGCGGAGCCAGGCAGCGCCGAGGAAGCUUGCGGCCAGAGACCUGCAGGGCGAAGUGCGGAUGAGGCGGGGAAGUGGCCUUUGGCGCCCCAUGGCGCGUGUCCCCAGCCCCCUGGCAAAGCUCAGGCGUUUCGUGAAGGCGUGAGGCAUCCGCCUCUCGUGCCUGCGAAAGAGAAAGCAAACGCAGUCGGCGAUGCUGAGGGAGGGACGGAUAUCCGGGGCGGGAAGGCCGUGCGCGGGGGAGGAAAGGCGACGCUGGAAAGAACUGGGAAAGGCGCAGGCAGUCGCGCAUCCCUGGCCAGCCCAGUGGUCCAGUCCACAUGCAACGCUGCGAACGCUGGGGCCCCCGGUCGACCGGAAAGCGUGACAAACAGUGCAGCCGCGGAAGAGGUACAACGUCCCGCCACACAGGAAAGACAGCGAGACAAAAAGGCGGGCGAGGCCGUAACCUCGAAGUAG